This is a messenger RNA of Eleginops maclovinus (Patagonian blennie), 1013 nucleotides long. RefSeq names its product TAF12 RNA polymerase II, TATA box binding protein (TBP)-associated factor (gene taf12). Gene Ontology annotation, molecular function: DNA binding; TBP-class protein binding; protein heterodimerization activity. NCBI's taxonomy places the organism in Eukaryota, Metazoa, Chordata, Actinopteri, Perciformes, Eleginopidae. The record is from RefSeq and is a predicted model, not a curated record. Gene Ontology annotation, biological process: DNA-templated transcription initiation; RNA polymerase II preinitiation complex assembly. Bases 325 to 720 code for a protein of 131 amino acids. The transcript is spliced from 6 exons. Gene Ontology annotation, cellular component: transcription factor TFIID complex; SLIK (SAGA-like) complex; SAGA complex.
UGUGUUCACCGGAAAUAGAUAUAAACAAAGCGGAAGUAGUGAAAGAGAUAACCUCAAUCAUUUUUUCUAGCUGUGCCGAGGCAAUUUGACUGAGUCUUUUUGUAUCAAACUGGCCUUUAUUCCCCGCAAAGACGCCGAAACAUGGAGAGAUAGUGUUUGUUUUAUUGGAUUGUCCCUGUAAACGAGAAUCUAUCACUCCUGUGCUCAUCUUGUACCGUCACUCCGGACUCUGACACACACACUGCCACACACACACACACACACACAACAGUUUAGCCUCUUGUGAAACUCCAGAGUCCCGUCUCUUUACCUGUGGCCACCAGCAUGGCUAACAGCACCGUAACAGCAGUGAAGGUUGGGACCCCUGGCCCUGCUGGCAGGACUAGUCCAGAGGGAUCUCAGGUGCUCAGUAAGAAGAAGCUGCAGGACCUGGUGAGAGAGAUCGAUCCCAAUGAGCAGCUGGACGAAGAUGUUGAGGAGAUGCUGCUACAAAUUGCAGAUGACUUUAUAGAGAGCGUUGUGACAGCGGCCUGUCAGCUGGCUCGCCAUCGCAAGUCCAACACCUUGGAGGUGAAGGAUGUUCAAUUACAUCUGGAGCGCCAGUGGAACAUGUGGAUUCCUGGUUAUGGCUCCGAUGAGAUCCGGCCGUUCAAGAAGGCUUGCACCACAGAGGCUCACAAACAGAGAAUGGCACUGAUCCGCAAGACAACCAAAAAGUAGCAAGACUGUUGACUGAUAUGUUGUACCCACUCUGUGUAUUGUCUUUAAUUUUUCCCUUUUCAGUUGUUAUGUUUUUUGACUAAUAAGGAAGAAAAGGAUGGUUCGGGUGCAGUUAUUUUUUCAUUUGAUAUUAGAUAGUUUCCUUGUCAUGUCUCUAACUUUUUGAGUACUUUGCCACAUCCAUCACACCAUAAUGUAAUUCUCGUAUCUGAUUCUGUUUUGUUGCCAUUAAGCUGAGCCUGGCAGAGCUCUAUUCAUUGCAAUUUUUUCAAUAAACAUUUACUGGAAUACUU